AUGGCAGAGAUUAAGAUCAAACUAAUAGGAAAGAGGAAUAAGGAUGCACAAACAUAUAAUUUACCGCAAUUUAGUGAAGUUGCGGCUUUGAUAGUGGGAGACUUAGAUCCAAAUAUGGGAGAACGUGAUAUCUUGGUGGAAUCAAGAUCUGGUAUUUUUAAAAGGAUUAGUGAAUUAAACCCAGCCUAUCUACCACUACAGUAUCCAUUGUUAUUUCCAUUUGGUGAAGACGGAUAUAGAGAGGACAUUAAAUUCUCAGGUGUUGAACAACAAAGCCGACCUGGUUGUAUUAGGAUUAGUCCUAGAAAAUACUUCUCAUAUUAUAUUCAAGAUAGGAAAAAUGAGAUGUCAACAUUGUUGUUCGCAAGAAGGUUGUUACAGCAAUUCCUGGUAGAUGCAUACACUAUGAUUGAAUCUGGACGUUUAGUAUAUGUUAGGACCCACCAAAGAUCAUUGAGAUGUGAGUCUUAUAAAUGCUUGACAGAUGCUCUGACCCGUGGUGAACUUGAUCCGUCUGCUCAAGGUCGUAGAAUUAUUUUGCCUUCAACUUUUACAGGUGGUGCAAGAUAUAUGGUGCAAAAUUACCAGGAUGCGAUGACAAUAUGCCGAUGGAUUGAAUAUCCAAAUCUGUUUAUUACAUUCACAUGUAACCCAAAAUGGCCUGAAAUUGUAAGGUUUUUAGAAGAAAGGAGAUUAAAGGCCGAAGAUCGGCCAGAUAUAAUAUGUCGUGUCUUUAACAUGAAGUUAAAUGCUCUAAUCAAGGAGAUUCGUAAAGCAAACAUCUUUGGUUCUAUUCUAGCAGUGAUUUAUACCAUUGAAUUUCAGAAAAGAGGUUUACCGCAUGCGCACAUAUUGCUGUUUCUAGCAAAUCAUCGUGGGUCUGUUGCUGCAACAGAUUUAGACAAAUUCAUUUCAGUAGAUAUUCCAAGUGAGUUGUGCGAUCCAGAGUAUCACAAAGCAGUAGAAGAAUUUAUGAUGCACGGACCGUGUGGUACGUGUAGGAAGAAUUCACCAUGCAUGGUUAAUGGUAGAUGCUCCAAAUACUAUCCAAAGAAAUUUGUGGAGAAAUCAACAAUGGAUGAAGAUGGUUAUCCUGUGUACCGUAGGAGUGACAACGGUAGGACCAUAAAGAAAAAUGGUAUUGAUCUAGAUAGCAGAUAUGUCGUUCCACACAAUAGACAUUUAUUGGUGAAGUAUAGGGCUCAUAUAAAUGUGGAGUGGUGCAAUCAAUCCAAAUCAAUUAAGUACUUAUUUAAGUAUGUGAACAAGGGGAAUGAUCGUGUUACUGCUGAAUUCUACAAUAGUGUUGCUGAUGAAGCUACUGGAAAGGUAAUCGAUGAGAUCAAAAUGUAUUAUGAUUGUAGGUAUAUUUCACAUUGUGAGGCAGCAUGGAGGAUGUUCGCCUUUGAUAUACAGAUGAGGGAUCCGUCGGUAGAGCGCUUAAGCUUUCAUCUACCAAAUGAGCAAUCAAUCAUAUUUAAUGAUGAUGAUGUUGUCAAUGACGUUGUUAACCGUUCAACUGUGAGACAAAGUAUGUUCACUGCAUGGUUUGAUGCUAACAGCAAAUACAACGAGGCAAGAAACUUGACUUACGCAGAAAUGCCAACAAAAUUUGUAUGGAAAAAAGAUAAGAGAGAGUGGCAUCCAAGGCAAAUGAAGUUUGCAAUUGGUCGUAUUUUUUAUGUUCCGCCAAAUAGCGGAGAAAUCUUCUAUCUUAGAUGUUUACUAAAUAUUGUGCGUGGACCAAGAUCCUUUGAUGAAAUUAAAUAUUUUGAGGGGGUGCAGUAUACUUCAUUUAGAGAUGCCUGUUAUGCACAUGGUUUAAUCGAGGAUGAUAAAGAGUAUGUUGACGCGAUCAGUGAAGCAGCGAUAUGGUCCUCAACACAUUCUUUACGUAAAUUGUUGGUCACUUUAUUGACAUCAAAUUCAAUGGCAAAUCCAGAAAAAGUGUGGGAUAUUGUUUGGCAAUACCUAGCUGAUGAUGUUGAGUUCAAUGCUAAAAGAAAUACAAGUAAUCCAGAUUUGAUGCUCAAUGACCAACAGAAGAAAAAUGGGGCACUCAUGGAAGUGGAGAAGUUGUUGAAUGCUUGGAACAAGUCUCUAAGUGAUUAUCCACCAAUGUCGAUGCCUGUGGAAAGUCAAGAAUACUAUUUCGGUAAUCGGUUAUUGUACGAAGAAUUGGCGUACGACAAAGAAGCUUUGAAGCUAAAACAUGAAUCACUGUUUUCUAAACUAACUGAUGAACAAUUACUCAUAUACAACAAAGUGAUGGUGGAUGUUGAAUCUAAUAAAGGUGGUUUGUUCUUUGUUUAUGGAUAUGGUGGAACCGGCAAGACAUUUUUAUGGAGGACAAUGUCGGCUGCUUUAAGGUCAAAGGGAGAAGUUGUUUUGAAUGUAGCAUCAAGCGGUAUAGCCUCACUACUUUUACCGGGUGGAAGGACUGCACACUCAAGGUUUUCUAUCCACAUUGCAGUGAAUGAAGACUCAACUUGCAACAUUAGCCAAGGUAGUCCACUUGCUGAAUUGAUUAUAAAAGCUAAGUUAAUCAUAUGGGAUGAAGCUCCGAUGAUGCACAAACAUUGUUUUGAAGCAUUAGAUCGGACAAUGAGAUACAUAUUGGGUUUCACCAAUCCAAAAAGCUUAGAAAUGUCUUUUGGUGAAAAAACAGUUGUACUUGGAGGUGAUUUUAGACAAAUACUACCAGUUAUACCAAAAGGCAGCAGACAAGAUAUAGUACAGGCAAGUAUAAACUCAUCAUACUUGUGGAGUAAUUGCGAAGUACUACGCUUAACAAAGAAUUUGCGGUUGCGUGGUAUUUCAAGUGCAAAAGAAGUUGAAAAGUUAAACAGUUUUGCAAAAUGGAUUGCUGAUCUAGGAGAUGGAAAUUUAGGAGAAGAGAAGAAUGAUAUCUUCAAUAUAAGGAUUCCCGAUAAUUUUGUUCUAAGAAAUGAAGUUGACCCCAUAGCAGAAAUUGUCCAAAGCACAUUUCCUUCGUACGAUCAGGGUCAACUAGAUCAUAAACAUUUGGAGUCUCGAGCUAUAUUAGCUCCAACAUUAGAUGUUGUGGACAAGGUGAAUGAAUACAUGAACAGCAUGAAUGAGGCAACUUCCAAGACAUAUUUGAGUUGUGAUUCGGUUUGCAAGUCAGAUACAAAUGCUGAUAUGUUAUCAGAGGUUCACACUACAGAGUUCCUUAACAGUUUGAGAUGCUCUGGUGUUCCAAACCAUUCUUUAACAUUAAAGGUUGGAUCGCUAAUUAUGCUGCUUAGAAAUAUAGAUCACUCCUUGGGAUUGUGCAAUGGUACAAGGUUGAUCAUUACACAAUUAGGAAACCAUGUGAUUGAAGCUCAAAUUCUGUGUGGAAACAAUGUAGGCACCAGGUUGUAUGUAGCAGCAUAUCGAGUUAGUAAUCCAAAUGGGCUAAAAAUCUUAAUAUGUGGAGACUCUGCUGUGGGUUUGAACACUACAGAAAAUGUAGUGUACAAAGAAAUUUUCAAUAAUUUGUAA
This is a messenger RNA of Ipomoea nil (Japanese morning glory), 3507 nucleotides long. RefSeq lists its product as uncharacterized. NCBI's taxonomy places the organism in Eukaryota, Viridiplantae, Streptophyta, Magnoliopsida, Solanales, Convolvulaceae. The transcript is spliced from 4 exons. Gene Ontology annotation, molecular function: DNA helicase activity. Bases 1 to 3507 code for a protein of 1168 amino acids. The record is from RefSeq and is a predicted model, not a curated record. Gene Ontology annotation, biological process: DNA repair; telomere maintenance.